This is a messenger RNA of Nomascus leucogenys (northern white-cheeked gibbon), 3085 nucleotides long. The record is from RefSeq and is a predicted model, not a curated record. NCBI's taxonomy places the organism in Eukaryota, Metazoa, Chordata, Mammalia, Primates, Hylobatidae.
CCUGCCGCAGCCCAUCCAGCUGGCUCAGAGCCGUUCCCCAGGCCCGGGUGUCUCCCUUCAUCACCCCAGAAAACAUGCAAAACAGCUCGGCGCCUCUGUGUUCCUGCCUGUGAAAUGGGGGUAGGGCUCUGUGUCCCACCAGCGAGGUGCUUGAAGAGGCUCACGAGGAGCUCCAGAGGGCAGCCUCUAGGGCGGCCCGCGGCCGCUAUUAUUAUCGGCCUUUCUAUUGUGGCGAGGAGGAAACAGACUCAGAGAGGUCCCGUGGAUUUCUCAAGGUCACACAGCGCCCCAGCAGCGGAGCGGGAAUGCAAACCCAGGAUCUCCGCCGCGAGAUCCACCCCGGCGCCCCCGAGUUCCGCAGUCUCCGGCUUCAGGACAACCCCUUGCCAGACCUUCACUGCCUGGUGCAACUCACACCUGCGCAAGGCAGGCACCCAGAUCGAGAACAUCGAGGAAGAUUUCCGCAAUGGCCUCAAACUCAUGCUGCUCCUGGAGGUCAUUUCAGGAGAGAGGCUGCCCAGGCCAGAUAAAGGCAAGAUGCGCUUCCACAAAAUCGCCAACGUUAACAAGGCCCUGGACUUCAUUGCCAGCAAGGGGGUUAAGCUGGUGUCCAUUGGUGCUGAAGAGAUCGUUGACGGGAACCUGAAGAUGACCCUGGGCAUGAUCUGGACCAUCAUCCUUCGCUUCGCCAUCCAGGACAUCUCUGUGGAAGAAACCUCAGCCAAGGAAGGCUUGCUCCUGUGGUGCCAGAGGAAGACAGCACCGUACCGCAAUGUCAACGUGCAGAACUUCCACACCAGCUGGAAGGAUGGCCUGGCCCUCUGUGCCCUCAUCCACCGACACCGCCCUGACCUCGUCGACUACGCCAAACUGCGAAAGGAUGACCCCAUCGGAAACCUGAACACUGCCUUUGAGGUGGCAGAGAAAUACCUGGACAUCCCCAAGAUGUUGGAUGCAGAAGACAUUGUGAACACCCCAAAGCCGGAUGAGAAGGCCAUCAUGACCUAUGUGUCCUGCUUCUACCAUGCCUUUGCCGGGGCUGAGCAGGCAGAGACAGCUGCCAACAGGAUCUGCAAGGUGCUGGCAGUGAACCAGGAAAACGAGAAGCUGAUGGAGGAGUAUGAGAAGCUUGCCAGUGAGCUGCUGGAGUGGAUCCGCCGCACUGUCCCAUGGCUGGAGAACCGUGUGGGUGAGCCUAGCAUGAGUGCCAUGCAGCGCAAGCUAGAGGACUUUCGAGACUACCGGCGUCUGCACAAGCCACCCCGCGUUCAGGAAAAGUGCCAGCUGGAGAUCAACUUCAACACACUGCAGACCAAGUUGCGGCUCAGCCACCGGCCUGCCUUCAUGCCCUCCGAGGGCAAGCUGGUCUCGGACAUCGCCAACGCCUGGCGGGGGCUGGAGCAGGUGGAAAAGGGCUAUGAGGACUGGCUGCUCUCGGAGAUCCGGCGCCUGCAGCGACUCCAGCACCUGGCUGAGAAGUUCCGGCAGAAGGCCUCCCUGCACGAAGCCUGGACCCGGGGGAAGGAGGAGAUGCUGAGCCAACGCGACUACGAUUCGGCUUCGCUACAGGAGGUGCGGGCGUUGCUGCGGCGCCAUGAGGCCUUUGAGAGCGACCUGGCGGCGCACCAGGACCGCGUGGAGCACAUCGCCGCGCUGGCCCAAGAGCUCAAUGAGCUGGACUACCACGAGGCGGCCUCAGUGAACAGCCGCUGCCAGGCCAUCUGUGAUCAGUGGGACAACCUGGGCACUCUGACCCAGAAGAGGCGGGAUGCGCUAGAGCGGAUGGAGAAGCUCCUGGAGACCAUUGACCAGCUGCAACUGGAGUUUGCCCGGCGGACCGCACCCUUCAACAACUGGCUGGAUGGUGCCGUGGAGGACCUGCAGGAUGUGUGGCUGGUACACUCUGUGAAGGAGACCCAGAGCCUGCUGACAGCGCAUGAUCAGUUCAAGGCAACGCUGCCCGAGGCUGACCGAGAGCGAGGUGCCAUCAUGGGCAUCCAGGGUGAGAUCCAGAAGAUCUGCCAGACGUAUGGGCUGCGGCCCUGCUCCACCAAUCCCUAUGUCACCCUCAGCCCGCAGGACAUCAACACCAAGUGGGAUAUGGUCCGAAAGCUGGUGCCCAGCCGUGACCAGACACUGCAGGAGGAGCUGGCACGGCAGCAGGUAAACGAGAGGCUCCGGCGACAGUUUGCGGCCCAGGCCAAUGCCAUUGGACCCUGGAUCCAGGCAAAGGUGGAGGAAGUGGGGCGGCUGGCAGCAGGGCUAGCCGGCUCUCUGGAGGAGCAGAUGGCUGGGCUGCGGCAGCAGGAGCAGAACAUUAUCAACUACAAGACUAAUAUUGACCGGCUGGAGGGUGACCACCAGCUGCUGCAGGAGAGCCUGGUGUUCGACAAUAAGCACACCGUCUACAGCAUGGAGCACAUCCGCGUGGGCUGGGAGCAGCUGCUCACCUCCAUUGCCCGCACCAUCAAUGAAGUGGAGAACCAGGUACUGACCCGAGACGCCAAGGGGCUGAGCCAAGAGCAGCUCAACGAGUUCCGAGCAUCCUUCAACCACUUUGACCGGAAGCGGAACGGGAUGAUGGAGCCUGAUGACUUCCGAGCUUGCCUCAUCUCCAUGGGCUAUGACCUGGGGGAAGUGGAGUUUGCUCGCAUCAUGACCAUGGUGGACCCCAACGCAGCAGGGGUGGUGACCUUCCAGGCCUUCAUAGACUUCAUGACCCGAGAGACGGCCGAGACUGACACGACUGAGCAAGUUGUGGCCUCCUUCAAGAUCUUGGCAGGAGACAAGAACUACAUCACCCCCGAGGAACUGCGGCGUGAGCUCCCUGCCGAGCAGGCUGAGUACUGCAUCCGCCGUAUGGUGCCCUACAAGGGAUCUGGGGCCCCGGCUGGAGCUCUGGACUACGUGGCCUUCUCCAGUGCCCUCUAUGGGGAAAGCGACCUCUGACCCCAACCACUGAGGUUCUCUAUGCAAGACGGAGAGAGGGUGCACCCUGUGGCUGAUCCCAUCUGUCCCUCGGAGCAAGGGCCUGAGAGAACAGCCAGCCAAGUGCUUCUGAAUAAAGAUCCCUCUGUGGGUCUCU